GCUAUAGUUCCAGGGGUACCCAGGGUACAAAUAAUCACUCACCCCUAACACAUAUUGUCAGUGUAAUUUGUGCAAGGCUUAGCAGAAUCCGACCUCUCAGAGGGAGGUGGUGUUUGGGCAGAGGUUUGCAAGCUGUAGAGUGUCAGCUCUGGGGCCCAGCAGUGUAAUGAGGAGAUGGAGCAGGUGCUGGUUUCAUUGAGAGGAAAUGAGUGGGUGGGGGUGUCAGUAGGUGGGUGAGUCAGCAGAGCGUUGCUAUUGGCCAGUACUCCCGGCAGCCAGUGAAUAGGUAAUCAGGCAGCAGUGUCUCCAUUCAUCCUGACUCACACUCGCUCACACUCACACUCACUCUGAUCCUGUACAGCAGCUCCCAGCCUGGGGUCCCCCUCCUCCUGCACCUGAGCUCUCUCCCUGCUGCCUGGGCUUGGGGGCCACAGAGGUGUCGGCUGGGAGAUGUGAAUGGAGGCAGGUGGAAUAAUGGCGUUCCCUGCCCCCGGCCUGCUGUCCAUCUGUCCAUCUUCCCACGAGGAUUAGCCCCCCCCCCACUGACCUUUCCCCUAGAGGAGCCCCCAUUAGGCCGGAUAUAUAAAUAUAUGGAUUUAUUUCUCACCCUCUGCAUUUCCUCUGCUGGAGGGGAGGGGGGACUCGGAGCACCUUCCUGCUGGGUGCUGUCACACGCCUGGCUCAUAUCCUCCAUCGUUAGGGUGUCACUACCCACCCAGCAGCCUGUCCUGUUCCCUUUGCUUGCGGCAGGGGGAAUGUAUUGAUUGGUGGGAGGGGCCACGCUGUGUGGCACUUGCUCCCAGAGACUGUCAGCUCUCUUGGGCUCUCACUGGAUCAGGACCUGCUUCUCUCCUGCUGGAUUCUCCCCUCCUGGGCUUGAAUGCUAAUACCUGGCUCCCCUUUAUAACCAAGGGGUCUGUACCAAUGUGGGGUCCCAGAGGGAGAUCCAUGUAGACAGCGCGUUUGGCCGGCACCAGACUAUGAGAAGCCGACCCCCCCUUGCUGUAGAGUGCAAGCUGGCCGCUGGCAUCAUGGAUCUGCUUCCCAAAACCAAGUACAAUCACCUUCGUAAUGAGUCGCUCAGCUCGGUGGAAGAGGCUUUGGCUGCUGGGCCCCUCAGUCCUUCAGUGGAAAUGAUGGUGUCCCAGUCUGUGGCCCACUCAGCCUCCUCUUCCUCCCUGGCCCCCAUGCUGGCCGAGCUUUCCUCUGAGUCGGAGGAGAGUCCCACCACCCUGUGCUCCUUUUUCCCCAAAAUGGGCAACCUGAAACUUUCCAACCCGGCCAAUCUGCUCAACCUGCGCAGCUUCUCCUCCAAGGAGAGUGUCAGCCCCGGGGAGCAAGGGGACCCCCACAAUGAAGGCAGUAGCCCAGAAUCAGGCGGCACUUUCACUGUUUUCUCACAGGAUAUGAACAAACUGAGCUGCGGGAGAAAGUCCCGGGUGGAAGGAGGACAACUGGCUGGUGAUGAAUGGACCAGACACGGGAGCUUUGUCAAUAAACCCACCCGAGGCUGGCUGCACCCCGACGACAAGGUCAUGGGCCCCGGAGUUCCCUAUCUGGUCAGGUACAUGGGAUGUGUGGAGGUUCUGCAGUCAAUGAGAGCCUUGGAUUUCAACACCCGGACACAAGUCACAAGGGAAGCCAUAAGUCUGGUGUGUGAUGCUGUCCCAGGAGCAAAGGGGGCAAUGCGAAGGAGAAAGACUUGCGGACGCUCCUUAAACUCCAUCCUAGGGAAGAGCAACCUGAAGUUUGCAGGCAUGCCAAUCACACUGACCGUGUCCACUAGUAGCCUCAACCUCAUGGCUUCCGACUGCAAACAGAUCAUCGCCAACCACCACAUGCAGUCAAUAUCUUUUGCUUCUGGGGGAGAUCCGGACACAGCUGAGUAUGUUGCGUAUGUGGCCAAAGAUCCAGUCAAUCAGAGAGCCUGCCAUAUCUUGGAGUGCCCAGAGGGCCUUGCUCAGGACGUGAUCAGCACAAUAGGACAGGCUUUUGAACUUCGCUUCAAGCAAUACCUCAAAAAUCCCCCCAAACUGGUCACCCCCCAUGACAGAAUGGCUGGUUUUGAUGGGUCGGCGUGGGACGAGGAAGAGGAGGAGCUCCCAGACCACGCCUAUUACAAUGAUUUCCCAGGGAAAGAGCCCCCUAUUGGGGGAGUAGUAGAUAUGAGGCUGCGAGAUGGGGCUGCGCCCGCAGUUCUGAGGCAGAGUCCAAAUCACAUGGGUGCCACCCUGCCAGUGGGACAGGUUUCUGGUGCAGAACAAGAUUCCCGGAAGAUGCAGCCCACACUGCAAGGCAGGGAGAGGUUCCCAGUUCCCUGCAGUCGGCCUCCUAAUCGCCCUGAUCUCUUUGAUGACCCCUCCUACGUCAAUGUCCAGAACCUGGAGAAGUCACGGCAGCCUCUGCGGGCAGCAAACGGCCAAAGGGACAUCUUCGACAUGAAGCCAUUUGAUGAUGCUCUGCCCUCGGCUCAGGCAAUAGUGAGUAUGGAGGAUCAGCUGAAGCGGGAGCCCUGGUACCAGGGUAAGAUGAGCCGCAAGGAAGCAGAAAGGCUGCUGAAAGUGAAUGGAGACUUCCUGGUGCGGGAGAGUACCACCACCCCGGGGCAAUACGUACUGACCGGCCUGCAGUGUGGCCAGCCCAAACACUUGCUGCUUGUGGACCCUGAAGGGGUGGUUCGAACCAAAGACCACAGGUUUGAGAGUGUCAGUCACCUGAUCAGCUAUCACAUGGACAAUCACUUGCCCAUCAUCUCCGCUGGCAGUGAGCUCUGCCUUCAGCAGCCGGUGGAGCGGAGACAGUGACCCCGCCUUCUAGCUGGGCUCCGCCCCUUCACACUUGAGCCGUCACCAACACUACCCACACCUCUGUUUGUCUUUCCUUUCUCCAGAGCAAGUGACUCCUGGCCACGCCUCUGGCUGGCCCUACUGUAGUAGGAGGAGCCUUAUGGGGCCCCAGCUUGGCUCCGUCUCUGAUAACUGCACAAGAGCCAGGGCAAUGUAAGAACUGCCCCCAGAAGCCCCAAGCUCCACCCAUUGCACCUGAAGUCACAGACUAUGAUCAGCUGGGCCUUACUGUGUUCCCUCUUCCAUGGGCACUGCCAGUGUCUGUAUUCAGCACAAUGCCAGGCUGAUUCCUGAAAGCACACUCACACUCAUACUCACACUCCAUGUGACCAAUCUCUCUUGUGCCUUCACAAGCAGCACCUACAUACAGGCAGGAGCUUGACUCUUACCCACUUAUGCCUGGCACCCACCCUGGGACUGGCUCACAACUGCCAGAGGAGGGAACCAUAUGAUCUGUGCUUUCUUACUAUUGGUUGGUUUGCUCUGAGGACUUCCCACCCCAAACCUGCCAUGUGCUUCCUGUAGGAGACAGACGGACAAGCUUUAGUGCCCAGCCAUGAAUCCCACGUUCCUUCCCCUCCAUCUUCAGCUGAUGGUAUCCUCCCUGUGCCUCAGGGCAAGAGACUGGCAUCUGGGGAAUGUGCCAAUGCUGAGUAUUGGGGGUGUCCCACACUCUGUGCCUUAGCCAGGGCCCAGGAAUAUUGCACACUCACCUGUGACCCUGUUACCUGUAGUUUCUCCCUCCCAUUAGUCACAUGCUCAGUUGUGGGCUUUAGUUACUGCUGUUGGUAGUCUUUAGGUGGCACUUACCCCCAGUCACCUGGAUCUCCAAUGGAUCUCCUGAUUACAGGCUUGUGCCCCUCCAGCUGGAGUUGCGCUAUUGGUUGGCUCGUGUGGGGGAGGUCCUGUAGCGCAACAUUUAGAGGCGGAGGCAAGUCUGUAUCAGAUAAUGCUGGUCAGAUUAAACAUUUCCCUAAAAUCCUGUGCAGUUUUAAGGGAGGCCGUCCUUUCCUUCAUCUUACUCAUUCAUUCUCCUCUGCCAAAAAUGAAACUGCAACUGUCAAUUUUGGGGCCCAAACCUCACUCCCAGUCUGAUGCUGGGGCCCAACCAAAAUGCAGGGGAGCCGCCAUCUUGUUUCAUGUUCCCAGCGCAUGUGCUGGCAUAGGGUGACACAAUGAAACAAGCUGGCGUCUCUCUCAUUGGCUCCACCCACUGCAUUUUUUUUGCCCUUUAAAGGGGUGUAUCUCUCAAUGAAUGUUUAGUAUCUUCCUGAUCUGCUUUCGGUGAGGUGAGGUGUGUUAAAGGGGCAGUACACCCCGGGGCUUUACAUAAGAACAAUCUAUAUUUUAUGUUUGCUUUCACUUGCCACUUCCCGGUCUUUUGGAGAAAUGGUGUCAGGCAGAGAAGGCAGUUAAUCUAAUUAUAAGGCUACCCUAUAAUAAACUCCUCCUUCUCUGUAAGCCUGAGUGACAGGCAACAUUGGCUGGAACUUUACACUGAGUUCAUCUCCUGAUUCCUUAGGGGCAGGGGGUACAGUGUAAAAACUUCAAAUGUUCUACAAAGGGUUUGUAGAGGCGGCUACUGCCCCUUUAAAGGACCCUUAGGGCCCCAUUUCCAGAGAGCCAGAUCUGCACAUCCAUAGGGGCAUCUCAUGAAUAUGUCUUGAAUAUAAUGGUGUGGGCGGGGCUUUGUUUAGGCAACACCUCAAAGAAGCACAAGCAGUGCAAUAAAAUCCACUCCAGGAGGAGGGGGAUCAUGGGAAAUGUAUAGUGUUCAGUUUCCCCAUCAAAACAGAAUCAUUUAAAUCUAGUAAUAAUAAUAAUGAUUAGCAAAUGUAAUAAACUGCUGCCUGUGGGGAGUCCAGCCCAAGUCCCUUGCACUAUUGCUGCGCCUCAGUGGGGCUGCUGGGAAUUGUAGUUUAACAACGACGAGACACGCACUUCCCUGCUCUACAACAUUGUAUAAGUCAGUGGUGAGAGUAACUUCCCCUUUAAAAGCAUUUGAACCUCUGCCCCCUCCAUAGCCGGGUGCAAGUGAUAGUUGUGCUGCUCCCACAGUCUGGGGCAUAAGACAAUCAGCUGCGGAGCAGAGAGUGGGGUGCAGGGGGGAAGGGAAUGGGCUGUACCCCGCUCUCUGUAUUGGGGAUAUAAUGAUUCACCCCCCAAUCAUGUACAUAAAUCUGGUCUUUGUAUUGCAUGUCACUUUGUACCCCACCACUAAAGUCUCACCCCUGCACACAUUCUGCAUAUCUUACAUGCACACGCGUGUACCCCCGACCCCCCGUGUAUAUGUCCCACUUUCUUAUUGUUUUAAUCAUAUGCCUCGAUUAUACCAAAGGAACUCAGAUAUUCUGCUUCUUAUUGUUAUUAAAGUAGUAUUUCUAUACAAAGCUUA
Molecule: messenger RNA, 5241 nt
Organism: Xenopus laevis (African clawed frog)
Lineage: Eukaryota; Metazoa; Chordata; Amphibia; Anura; Pipidae
Gene: shc1.L
Product: SHC (Src homology 2 domain containing) transforming protein 1 L homeolog
Exons: 12
Coding region: 981-2804 (607 amino acids)
Source: RefSeq, a predicted model, not a curated record